Serpula lacrymans var. lacrymans S7.9 is the source of this 2716-nucleotide messenger RNA. RefSeq lists its product as uncharacterized. NCBI's taxonomy places the organism in Eukaryota, Fungi, Basidiomycota, Agaricomycetes, Boletales, Serpulaceae. Bases 66 to 2597 code for a protein of 843 amino acids. The transcript has 16 exons. Gene Ontology annotation, biological process: endoplasmic reticulum to Golgi vesicle-mediated transport; intracellular protein transport; COPII-coated vesicle cargo loading. Gene Ontology annotation, molecular function: SNARE binding; zinc ion binding. The record is from RefSeq and is a predicted model, not a curated record. Gene Ontology annotation, cellular component: endoplasmic reticulum exit site; COPII vesicle coat.
GCCGACACGUUUGGAAUAAACGCUCACCACAGCGGCGCUGUACCAUCAAAGCAGCGGUCAUUUCUAUGUAUGCCCAACCACGACACAUUCCGCAACCACCGCACAGCGCUGGUGAACCAUACAAGGGUUUACGCGCUCGCAUAGACCCCAGUCAGAUUCCUUCACCGUUAGAUGCGAUCGAAGCCGACAGAGAGCAAUGGGAAGGGAAAACAUACUUGACAAUGCCUGGAAACAAUCCUCCCCUUUCAACUACAGACUUUGUUGCCAUUGAUCAAGGCAAUUCAACACCAAAGUUCGUUCGCGUGUCUACGUGGAACAUCCCCAACUCCUCUCAUCUUGCUAGGGAAUGCGAAAUCCCCCUAUCAGCCGUUUUCCAGCCAUUUGCAGAUCAAGAUUCUCGCGAAGAAGCAAUUCCCCUGGUCGAGUGUGGUGAAACAGGCCCAGCUCGUUGUGCGGAGUGCAGAGGGUACAUAAAUCCUUGGUGCACAUGGGUAGCCGGCGGAAACAAGUGGAAAUGUAAUUUAUGUGGUUGUGAGACAGAAGUUUCCCAAGAUUAUUUCUCAAAUCUGGAUGCAAAUCUGAUGCGGUUGGACCACUAUCAGCGUCCAGAACUCAACAAGGGAACGGUUGAUUUCGCUGUACCCAAAGAGUACUGGGCACCACCUCCUCCACCGAAACUCGCACCAUCCUAUUUUUCCCUAGAGCCUCCACGGAGUACCCCACGGGAACCUCAGGCUAUGAAUUACGUCUUCGCUUUCGAUGUUUCUUCUGAGGCUAUGCAUUCUGGAUUCUUAAGCUCUUGUUGCGCUUCCCUUCGGGACAUGCUAUUCGGAGGCACCACAGAGGACGGUCUCGCAUUCGAACCUUGUUUUCCUCAGGGUAGUCAAAUUGCUAUCUUAUCGUUUGACACGACCCUACAUUUCUAUAACCUCUCAUCAAAUCUAAGACAAGCAAGUAUGAUAAUUCUGUCUGAUCUGGAAGAAAUCUUUGUACCAUUGAAAGAAGGACUUUUCGUAAAUCCGAUGGAAUCACGGGGUCUAAUUGAAGAUUUGUUAGAAGCUUUGCCCCUCCGUCACGAGGAUACGUUGAUUCGGGAAGUCGCUCUUGGUUCUACCAUCCUAAGUGGUUUGGCGGCCCUGGCAGAUUCUGGUGGGCAGAUUGUGUUAUUUCUGAGCACGAUGCCUACUGUAGGACCCGGUGCUCUGGAACCACUCGGAGGUGAAUCAGACGUAUAUGGAACAGACAAAGAAAAGACACUAUUCUUGCCUCGUAAUCAAUUCUGGAGACAGGUUGCAGAAGAGUGCACGGAGGAUGGCAUCGGCAUUAGCAUGUUCCUGGGCAUGAAUAAAGCGAUAGAUGUCGGUUCAAUUGGCAUCUUGACUUCGACGACGGGAGGCGAACUUUUCUUUUAUCCUCGGUUUGAUCCUUCUCGUGACGGCAUUGUCCUCGAUUCCCAAUUGCGUCGUCUGUUUUCAAGGACCACAGUGUACGAUUGUUUGAUUCGUAUACGUUGUUCCAAUGGACUUCGCGUCUCGAGGCAUUACGGUAACUUUCAUGAACGUUCUGUGACUGAUCUGGAAUUGGGCAUCAUGGAUUCCGACAAAGCCAUCUCGGUCUCUUUAGAACAUUCUGGGACUCUCGACGAGCGACAAUAUGCUUUCCUUCAGAGUGCCGUCUUAUAUACGACUACUUCAGGACAGCGUCGCGUUCGCACGUGUAACAUAGCACUUCAAGUUGCGUCAUUGGCCGGUACGGUAUUUCGAUACGCAGAUAUGGAUACGGUUGUAUGUCAUCUCGCAAGAGACUCCAUAUACAACCUGAGCUUCCGUAGAAUGUCGCAUAUCAGAGAGGAGUUGACUGAAAAGUGCUCUUCACUUCUUCUUGGAUACCGACGGAACUGUGCGGCUUCGACGGCACCUUCACAGUUAAUUAUUCCUGAGGCGUUCAGAGCACUACCGGUAUAUGCCUUGGCCAUAUCGAAAACUAAACCUCUGAAAGGCCGUAACGUGUCCGCGGAUGUACGCAAUUAUUACGCUCAGAAGCUUCUUUCGAUGGGUGUUCGUAGCACACUGCAACAUCUUUAUCCCCGACUUCUCGCUCUGCAUGACCUUGACGAAACCAUCGCCCUACCAAAUCCUGCAGGCGACAUAUCAUUACCGUCGCUGAUGCGGACCAGUCAUAUGUAUAUGGAAGCUCAUGGCAUAUAUCUGAUCGAUAACGAAGAAUGCACGAUCUUUUGGAUUGGAUCAAGUGUCUCACCACAACUCCUGAGUGACCUAUUCGGUGUCGAUGACAUCGUAAAUUUGAGCCCCUCUGCCGUUCAGCUGCCACCCCUACAGACGCGUCUAUCAGCCCAAGUGCGCAACAUUUUGGCUCAUCGCUAUGUACAGCGCGGCCGUGUCCCGAAGAUGCUGAUCACACGUCAAAACAUGGACGGUAUGGAGAUCGAAUUUAGUGAUAUGCUCAUUGAAGACCAGAACAAUGCCGCUAUGUCCUACCUCGAUUAUUUGUGCCUGGUGCACAAACAAAUCAACGUUGCUCUCACGAGUGGUGGAUCAAUAUCUGGAGGGCCAAGUCUUCGUGGUGCUCCGUGGUAGCUAAGAGACUCUCACAGACUUUUGUCGUAGCAGUCCCAUUAAAAUAUAGUUCGAUCGCGUCGAGGAGCCGAGAGGUAAUAUGCAAUUAACAUCCAAACCACACAAAGUGAAAUAUGACU